GUACACUGGGAUUGGUCGUGUGUGUGUGUGUGUGUGUGUGUAGCUUUGUAAAGAGGGUGUGCUCAUCGCCACUCCUCUCUUGUGUUCCUCGGUUACUAUUUCCUGGAUACAGUCAUGCGUUGUUUUCAUUCAGCUGUUUUCUUCAUGCUGCCGAGCGGCUCGACUUCCAGGAGUGACAGUCCCAUCUGUGUUUGACAGGAGUCUCCUCUAACCUGGACGGACAGCAGGGCAGUUUGGCAAAUCCUCCUAAAUGUUACCGGGAACCAGGACUGACUGAAUUUGAAUAGCUAAAAUCUAAGGGUUUUCGACAGCUCUUCUAACUGUCUUCCUCACAGCUUUUGAAAUGUGGCUCAUGGUUGUUUCUGUGCCGCUGCUUCCUGCCAUCAUCAUGGUAUCCACUCGUUAUCGUGUCAAAGUUGCCGCGCUGUGCCAUCGAGCUCUGGCCUGGGCACUGAGGACGCUGCGAGGGAGAGUGUGUGUUAGGAGCACCCAUGCGUUUGUGUUCUCCAAAUGCACCCACGGCAAAGUCGACAGCGUCCUGGAGACCUUUGACCUUUAUGCUGACACACACCCCUCCUUCAGCAUCGGCCCACAGAUUGGUGAGGCAUUGGAUGAAGUGGUGAGGCGUGUGCGUCCCUCCCGGGUGUUGGAGCUGGGGAUGCACUGUGGCUACAGUUCUGUCCGCCUGCUGCGUCUGCUGCCCCCUGCUGGCAGACUGAUCACAGUGGAGCUGGACCCACUCAUAGCAGAUCUUGGGGAGGAAAUCAUACUUGUAGCUGGUUUCAAACACUCACAGUUCCAGGUGUUGACAUCUAGCUCUGCUGAAGCCAUCCCAACAUUGCGUUCAUUCCUUGAGCCUGAUCGAGGGACCAGUGAGGGGUUCAAUCUGGUGCUGAUGGACCAUGACCCCAGUCUGUACCUUCCAGACCUGCUGGCUCUGGAGAGAGAGGAGCUCCUUAGCCCCUCCGGCUGCUCUGUCCUUCUGAUCUACAGGAACCAGAGACCUGAAGAUCUUACAGAGAUCCUGGGUCACAUCAGAGCGAAGCCCGACUGCUACUGCAUCACAUCAGAGCUUCAGUUUAUGAUGGAGAUCUUCUACCAAAAGGAAAGCACGAGGGUAGAUAGGUGACGGGAAAAUCUAAAGAUGUGGGUGUUUGCUUUCAGUCUGUGUGGACUAUACCAAGCAGUAGUGUUAAAUACUUCAUUGUCUCUAGUAUUACUUAUGGGUCAAAGGAUUGGAGGAUUAAAAAAUAUGUGCUGAAUAAAUGAUUUUCUAUUA
Messenger RNA from Dicentrarchus labrax (European seabass), 1279 nucleotides. RefSeq names its product catechol O-methyltransferase-like. The transcript is spliced from 5 exons. The record is from RefSeq and is a predicted model, not a curated record. Lineage: Eukaryota; Metazoa; Chordata; Actinopteri; Moronidae. Gene Ontology annotation, biological process: developmental process; catecholamine catabolic process; dopamine metabolic process. Gene Ontology annotation, molecular function: catechol O-methyltransferase activity. Bases 344 to 1129 code for a protein of 261 amino acids.